This is a messenger RNA of Eremothecium cymbalariae DBVPG#7215, 690 nucleotides long. It is a transcript of the gene VMA4, whose product is annotated as H(+)-transporting V1 sector ATPase subunit E. Gene Ontology annotation, cellular component: proton-transporting two-sector ATPase complex, catalytic domain. Gene Ontology annotation, biological process: proton transmembrane transport. The coding region runs from base 1 to 690 and encodes 229 amino acids. Gene Ontology annotation, molecular function: proton-transporting ATPase activity, rotational mechanism. The transcript has a single exon. NCBI's taxonomy places the organism in Eukaryota, Fungi, Ascomycota, Saccharomycetes, Saccharomycetales, Saccharomycetaceae. The record is from RefSeq and is a predicted model, not a curated record.
AUGUCUGCAAUCACUGCAUUGACCCCUAAUCAGGUGAGCGAUGAAUUGAACAAAAUGCAGGCCUUCAUAAGAAAGGAGGCUGAAGAGAAGGCUAAAGAGAUACAGUUGAAAGCUGAUCAGGAGUAUGAAAUUGAGAAGUCCAGUUUAGUGCGUAACGAAAUCACUAACAUUGAUGUUAUUACGGCGGAAAAACGCAAGAAGGCGUCAUUGCAGCAGCAGAUUAUGAAGUCUACGGUUGCCAAUAAGAUGAGAUUGAAAGCUCUGUUGGCUAUGGAGGAGGGGUUGGAGGAUAUAUUUGAAGCUGCUAGGGACAGUCUGGCGAGUAUUUCGCAGGAUGAAGAGCGAUACAAGCCUGUGUUGGUUGACUUAAUUGUGGAAGGAAUGUUAAAGUUGUUAGAACCACACGUUAUAAUCCAGGCACGGGAGUCAGACAUUCCUUUAAUUGAAUCUCUAAUCGAUGUCAUACAAUUGAAGUAUAAAGAGGCGACAUCUAAGGAAGUGAAUAUCACUUUGUCUCAGGAAUACUUGAAUAAGGAUGUCGCUGGCGGUGUCAAGAUCACGGAUGCUUCGGGCAGGAUUAAAAUUGAUAACACAUUAGAGGAGAGAUUGAAAUUGCUCAGGGAUAGCUCUUUGCCCGGCAUUAGAUCUACCUUAUUUGGUGUUUCGAAGACUAGAAAGUUUACUGACUGA